Molecule: messenger RNA, 2361 nt
Organism: Pangasianodon hypophthalmus (striped catfish)
Lineage: Eukaryota; Metazoa; Chordata; Actinopteri; Siluriformes; Pangasiidae
Gene: atf1
Product: activating transcription factor 1
Exons: 8
Coding region: 194-1108 (304 amino acids)
Biological process (GO): regulation of transcription by RNA polymerase II
Cellular component (GO): nucleus; ATF4-CREB1 transcription factor complex
Molecular function (GO): RNA polymerase II cis-regulatory region sequence-specific DNA binding; DNA-binding transcription factor activity, RNA polymerase II-specific; protein binding
Source: RefSeq, a predicted model, not a curated record
CACAGAGACCUCUAGUGGGCGGGGCGUUAAGACAGCCUUCUGGAAAAAAACAAGCCAGCUAGUUAGUUAGCUUUUUUUUUUAAUAGGUAUAGAAACAGAUUAAUAACAUUCAUAAGUACAUUUUUACGUCACGUUUUGAUAACGGACACCUGAGUAACGACCCCGGCGGAUUAACGGAGCUGUUAAAGUGGAAAUGGAGGAGGUUCACGGCAGUAACGGCACCGAGUCACAACCUGUCACCAUCCCGACCACCAUCACAGCGUCUCAGUUAUCACAGAUCACUCAGAUGACUCUGGGAGGAUCUCCCGUGGCCGUGGUGCAGCUCCCCGGAGGUCAGAUUCAGGUGCAGGGGGUCAUCCAGUCAGCUCAGUCUUCAGUGAUACAGUCUCCACCAGCACAAGUACAGGGUCAGGGGUCAGACAGUGAAGAUUCUCAGGAUUCCACAGACAGUGGAGCUUCGAACCAGAAGACACGAGAGCUGCUGGCCAGACGCCCGUCUUACAGGAAGAUUUUAAACGACCUCUCAGCGGAGGAAGUAGCGACGCGUAAUGAAGGAGAGGAGGAGACCUCGGCGUCGUCCGCCAUGACCACCGUGUCUCUGUCCACGCCCAUCUACCAGACCAGCAGCGGACAGUACAUUGCGAUAGCGUCGAACGGCUCUCUGCAGUUAGCGGGUGCGGGCUCCGAGGGCGUUCAGGGCCUGCAGACGCUCACCAUGACCAACUCGAACCCGAGCCAGCCCACUAUACUACAGUACGCUCAGACCGCAGACGGACAGCAGAUCCUCCUGCCCAGCAAUCAGGUGGUGCUGCAAGGAGCGGGAGGUGAGAUGCAGGCGUAUCAGAUUCGCUCGUCAUCGUCAGCGCUGCCUCAGACCGUCGUCAUGACAUCACCAGUUAUCAGCUCUCAGGGAAAGAGUGAUGACCCUCAGCUGAAGAGAGAGAUCCGCCUCGCCAAAAACAGGGAGGCGGCUCGGGAGUGUCGCAGGAAGAAGAAGGAGUACGUGAAGUGCCUGGAGAACCGCGUGGCCGUGCUGGAGAACCAAAACAAAACGCUGAUCGAAGAGCUCAAGACGUUAAAGGACCUGUACUGCGUCAAAACGGGCUAACGGGUAGCGCUGUGCUAAAUGGACAGUACUUGCAGCUCUGCCUCCACACACACACACACACACACACACACACACACACACACUGGGAAUGUCAGUUCCUUGUUUUUAUACCUUUUUAACUAACAGCUUAGGAAGCGCAGGUCACACACACAGAGUUUAUGGAGAAUAAUAAUGAUGAUAUUUUUCCUUUAGCUAUUUUUAAUAAGAGAUGAGCAGAUGUGUAUAUAUUGUGUACGUGUCCCGGGUGUGUGUUUCACGCCUCUACACGGGGAAUUUCCUCUUUAUCUCUCUGUCAGCGAGCCGUGCGUUUAUUAGGGAAUUCGUGCGUUUCUUUCUUUUUUUUUUCCCCAGAAGUGCUUAAAUAAAAUGAAAAGUAAAAAUAAUUCAGAGAUAGAAGUGAGUGAACUGCAACUCUCUCUCUCUCUCUCUCCUCCUCUUUUGCUCUCUCUCUCACUUCCUCUCUCGCUUUCUCUCCCUUUCUCUCUCUCUCUCGCUCUCUUCCUGUCUCUCUCUCGCUCUCUCUCGCUCUCUUCCUCUCCCUCUCUCGCUUUCUCUCCCUUUCUCUCUCUCUCUUCCUGUCUCUCUCUCGCUCUCUCUCUCUCGCUUUCUCUCCCUUUCUCUCUCUCUCUUCCUGUCUCUCUCUCGCUCUCUCUCUCUCGCUCUCUUCCUCUCCCUUUCUCUCUCUCUCUUUCUCGCUCUCUUCCUCUCCCUUUCUCUCUCUCUCUCUCUCGCUCUCUUCCUCUCCCUCUCUCACUUUUUUGCUUUCUCUCUCACUUUCUCUCUCACUCUCUUCCUGUCUCUCUCUCUCUCGUUUUCUUGUAUAGUGACAUGUGAUUGUGUACUCUUUUUUUUUUCCUUCCCUUUUUGACCAAAUCUCAAUUCUAGAGUUUUUUUUUUUUUUAACUCUUAAUCAUCAAUCCCAGUUCUUACACACUUUUAAUGAAGAAUCUUAUCAUUUUUUCAUCUCUAAAGGAAACGGUCCUUGAGCCAAAUCUGUGUCUACAACAAUCAUGAUGUUCUUUGAUUUGCAGCAGACUAAACGACUAAACUGCUGGAUUUCCUGAAUAAAUAUAAAUAUUUGUGGCUGAAGCUGUUACGGUUCAGUUCAAUCAGGGAGCACGCUUGCACUUCCACAUGCAGGUGACGUUGUUUAUUAAUAAAAUACCGAAUAUUAAAAAAAAAAAAAAACAAGAUCAGUUGUUUGUUUUGGUUUUUUUUUUACGUGAACCUAAAUAAAUAUUUUUUCCAUCCUA